Molecule: messenger RNA, 1772 nt
Organism: Vanrija pseudolonga
Lineage: Eukaryota; Fungi; Basidiomycota; Tremellomycetes; Trichosporonales; Trichosporonaceae
Gene: RRP14
Product: Ribosomal RNA-processing protein 14
Exons: 3
Coding region: 35-1156 (373 amino acids)
Biological process (GO): ribosomal small subunit biogenesis; ribosomal large subunit biogenesis
Cellular component (GO): nucleolus
Molecular function (GO): RNA binding; DNA binding
Source: RefSeq, a predicted model, not a curated record
ACACAAUCCAACAACAGCACAACACCACACCACGAUGGCCGCCCUCGCCCCCGCCGCCGCUGUGCCCGAGCCUAGCGGCGCGGCAGCGCACGACCCCGCGCUGCUCGCGUCCCUCGAGGCGCGGAACGCCGUCUUUUCGUCGCUGCUCGCCCUCAUCCCGCAGCAGUACUACCUCGGCCCGAGCGAGGAGCAGCUCGACUCGAGGUGGAUGAAGAAGAAGAAGAGGAAGACGGGCGAGGAGAUCAAGGAGCACAAGAAGAAGGCCAAGCAGGACAAGCUCGACCCCGCAAACCUGUCGAGCACAGGCGCCGACGCCGCCCCAGCCCCCUCAAGCGUGCCCGACAUCCCGCCGGCGCUCAUGCCGCUCCCGCAGCGCCGGUUCGGCGCGCUGCCCCCCGCGGCGAGCAUCGGCGACCUGCGCGACAGGAUGAAGACGCGCCUGGACGCGUUCAAGCGCCAGCGCGGUGUCGACGAGGACGCCGAGGACGACGACCCGCAGAGCCGCUCGGCGCUCGAGGCUGCGCGCCGCGAGAAGCGCGGCGAGAUGAGGGAUAAGCGCCGCAAGGAGCGCAAGGAGGAGCGGAAGAAGGCGAGGUUGGAGCCCACGGCCAAGACUGCCAAGACCCAGCUCCUCGUACCCCAGCUCCCCCGCGAGACCGACAGCGUGACCUUCCCAUCCGUCGCCCUCCCGUCCGCCGCCAAGUCGCGCGCGCCGCUCAAGAAGCUCGCGAACGCAGGCCAGGCGCUCGCCCACCUCGAGAAGCACCAGAACAAGCUCGCGUCGCUGCCUGAAGACAAGCGCCGCGAGGCCGAGGAGCGCGACCGCUGGGCCAAGGCCGAGGAGCGUGCGGCCGGCGGCAAGGUCGCCGACGACGAAAAGGUGCUCAAGAAGGCCGUCAAGCGCGAGGAGAAGCGCAAGGCCAAGGGUGGCAAGGAGUGGGUCGAGCGCAAGCGUACCCUCGAAAAGGCGCAGGCCGCGUCCAUCAAGAAGCGCAACGACAACAUUGCUGCCCGCGCCGACGGCAAGCGGAAUAAGCGCCUGGGCAUCAAGGACAAGAGCGGCGACAAGAAGGCUGGAGGCAAGAGCAAGAAGGGGCGUCCUGGGUUCGAGGGCAAGAGCAAGGACAAGAAGGCGGCGGUGAAGAAGCGGGCGUAGGUGAGCGAGCGGAGCGCGGAGCGCGUAGCGGAGCGAGGCGUGGCCCAUAUACCUCGGCAUAGACAUGUAUGUGUAUCUUGAGACUGCCGCCGCGCCGCGCCGCGCUGCGCCGCACAAACAACAUAUGCUGCAUUAGAUGUCUAUCAACGGUGGUAUCCUCCGCCAUACGGUGCUUGUGGGCGGGCACCUUGGGGCGCGCCGUAGCCCGGCCCUCCAGCGCCAUAGCCUACUGGUCCGCCAGCGCCAUACGGGACAGCGUUGGGCUGCUGUUGCGGCGCGUACCCCUGCUGCUGCUGUGGCUGGGUGUAGCCGUAUCCGUACCCGGCAGCGGCGUACCCCUGCCCCUGCUGCGUGUACGCGUAGGCGUAGGCGGCGGCGCCGGGCUGUUGCUGGAGGUGUGGGGGCUGCGCGUAGGCGUAGCCUCCGCCGGCGCCAGCGUACGCCUGUACCGGCGGCGCUGCGGCGCCGCCAGCGCCGGGGCUAGCGAACCCCGCGCCGGGAGUAGGCCCUCUAGGCUGGCGCACGACGCCGGCGCCCGCCCCACCAGCACCGCGCGGCGUGCCCCGCCCGCUGGUGCUGCCACUGGGCCGCUGGACGGGCGUGUACCGCGACCCCG